AUGUACGAGCUCGCGUCGGACGCAUCGCAUUGCGGCUUCGAUUCGGUCCGACUGUCGGUGUUCAGAUGGUCCGACACCAAGGACAUGGACGUCUAUGAACGAAAGUUGCUGAACGUCAAAGGCAAGGAUUUAGAAGGCGCGAUUUGUGCGAGCACAAUCUGUCGUGAUGGCCUCGCAUGUGAGUGCCUACUGCCUCGUGGAGUCGGGAAGCUGCGAGCCGGAGUUCAGCCAGAGAUGACCGUCUCAGUACCCAUGCAACCAGGAGGUUUCGUGGAAACCACUCCGGUGCAAAACGAAGCUGCCAGCUGCCCAAAAUCAGAUCACCAAGCUGAAGGGCGGCUACAAUUGGUGACAGAUGAGAAUGCGGUGUUCGGAAACAUCACCAAGUUUCUAUCGGUGGAGAUGUACUCGGGUGGCCACGUUUACGCUCUGGUAAGCCACCUUUUUUAA
This is a messenger RNA of Ostertagia ostertagi, 450 nucleotides long. The record is from the annotation of a GenBank genome assembly. NCBI's taxonomy places the organism in Eukaryota, Metazoa, Nematoda, Chromadorea, Rhabditida, Trichostrongylidae.